ACAGAAGUUUAGUAGUAACCUGUAAACAGCGAUUUCAGGGUUUUCACUUAACAACUUUUUAAUUGAAGUCGAAAAUGGCUGAGAAAUAUGGAAUAUCUGAAAACAAAUUUAAACUCAUACAAAUGCAAGCCGAAAGGCGUGCGGAGUUGAGGAAAGAGUUUCUAAAACAGAGAACCAAUCCAUGGAAAAAUGCUUCAGAGGCGGGCUAUGUUUUCGACUCGGCCCAUCAGAGAUUCAUAUCCAUGAAAGUGACUCAACUCGACCAUUUUCAACCCAAUAAGAGGACUGCUCUGUUCGGAUUCUUUACCAUAAUAGUCCCAAUGUUUUCAUACGGAUAUUUAAUCAAGAAACACCGCGACAAUAGGGAACGCCAGAUCAGAUCGGGAGAACUGCGUUACAGGGAGAGGGAGUUCAAACUUUGCUAAAAAUCAAUGUUGUUGUAUAGAAAUCUAGUUAAUCACGUUUAAAA
This is a messenger RNA of Danaus plexippus (monarch butterfly), 469 nucleotides long. It is a transcript of the gene ND-B15, whose product is annotated as NADH dehydrogenase [ubiquinone] 1 beta subcomplex subunit 4. Bases 75 to 425 code for a protein of 116 amino acids. The record is from RefSeq and is a predicted model, not a curated record. The transcript has 2 exons. Lineage: Eukaryota; Metazoa; Arthropoda; Insecta; Lepidoptera; Nymphalidae. Gene Ontology annotation, cellular component: mitochondrion.